Messenger RNA from Psammomys obesus (fat sand rat), 4078 nucleotides. RefSeq names its product maestro heat like repeat family member 7 (gene Mroh7). The record is from RefSeq and is a predicted model, not a curated record. Bases 1 to 3843 code for a protein of 1280 amino acids. The transcript has 22 exons. NCBI's taxonomy places the organism in Eukaryota, Metazoa, Chordata, Mammalia, Rodentia, Muridae. Gene Ontology annotation, cellular component: cytoplasm.
AUGGCACUGAGUCAGGGAGCUAGUCUCAUUCUCCGUGAAGACCUAGAGAAGACAUCAAAUCCCAACUCCUGUGAAGUUCCAGGAAUAAUGUCCAGCACCACGUCUAGGCCUACCCCAGACCCGGCUCUUGUUCCUCUCCCGGCACAAGACUUGGCUCUCACUUCAGUCUUUCAUCCAGCUCUGAAUCCUGACCCAGAGGGGGACCCUAGCCCAGUGCCUAAUGACAUCCCCAGCCCCAACACCAGUGUGGCCAUGGCCUCAUCCUCCAUCCAGAUCAACAGCUGCUCUGUGGACACCGCAGACCAGAGUUUGAACCAUACCUCCAGGCCUGACACAGCAGGGACUCUCUGCCCAGACUCACAACCAGUUAAAAGCCCCAGCUCUACCCAGGCCACUAUUUUGAGUCCAGAGAAUCCUAGGCCAGGCUCUGAGGAUGCCUCCAAGUCCCUCUCAGGCAAGGUUUUUGAUUUGGGUCAGAAUAACGCUAAUCCUUCCAGGCCUGAGCCAAACCUAUUUGUAAGGGCUCUUUCUAGAGACGCCAUGGUCCGGAGUCAUAGCAUCUCCAGGCAGGGUUCCCAGGUGCCUCUUCUUCUACCCUCUAACACGUCUUUGGAGCGCAUGCGCUCUGAGAACACCUCCAAGGUGAACCUGGGUAUCGUCCCACACCCAAGUGAGGCCGUCUCACUAACGUCACAUACUAUUUUUGCAUCUGUUUCCAAAGAAGCCAUGAGGAUACCCUGGAACACAGGUUCCAAGGGGUCCAUCAAUGUAGUUUCCAACAGCCAGCCCAGGUCUGGUUUAAAUGUGACAGUCAGGCAGGCCUCACACCUCAGCCUGAUUCCCGGCUCCAGCGAGGUCCUCAGCCUGCACUCGAGUGCCCGAGCACCCAACUCCACUCUCUCUCCAUCUUCUUGCAUGACGCUGAUCCUGGGCUCUGAGUCCCUGAGCAUGGACUCCAGCUUCAUGGUGAGUGACACCUCCACCUUGACCCUGAGCAGCCAGCGGGACUAUUCUGAGGACAACAGCAUCCGCACCAUGCCCCUGGAGGAGAAUCUGGGGAGGUGGGAAGGCCUCCAGAGUGUCACAGCCUUCCGAAGCCUCCCUGAAGGAACCUCAGAAGAUGCAAAGGCCAGUGGAUCAGAGAAGAGAGAUGAUGACAACAGAACAGCUUUGGUAGAGGACAUAAUCACUUUCCAGACGAACCCAGAGAAGAUGGAAAUGAAAGGGGAAAAGGAGACAACGGUGAAGAGGAUGAUGAGGCAGAUUCAGGAGGAGCCACUGGAUUCCCUUUUGAGUCCCACCCGACGGCAAGCCAUGGAGAUCCUGACCCAGCUGAGCCACACUAAGCCCGCCCUAAGCGUGCGGGAGAGGGCGGACCUGGUGAACACUUGCCUGCGGAGCGUGUUCCCGCUGCCUUCAGUGCAGAGCAUGCAGGAGAAGGACGAGGCCAGGGCGGAAGUCAUCCAGACGCUUUACCACCAGACCCUGGAUUCCUUGCAGAAGCUGCUCAAUGCCCUCUUUAUUGAAGACCCCACUCCUGCUGGGCUGAAGAGCAUCCUGGAGCCUCUGGGGCCCUGGAUGAAUUCUGGGAAGGCUCAUGAGCGAGCACGGGCUGUGAACAGCAACGUCUCCGUGCUGAACCACAUGCUGGUGACCCUGCCUUUCUUUAUGUCCUCGGGGUUCCCAAUGCUGGGCUUCCUGCUGGGGAGGCUGCUCCUUCGAAUCGGGGAUCCUGAUGAGGAGAUCGGCCGGGAGGCUCUGGACGGCAUCACGAUCCUCUACACUAUCCUGGUUCUCCAGAAACGGACCAAGGACAAGGAAGAGACCAACAAGACAGAGCUUUAUGAGAACAACAAGCACUUCUUGGGUCCCUACAACCCUGUCAGCCCGUGCCAGAACAUUCUGCGUGUCAUUGCGGAAUUUGGAGACUUCCUGGGGCCCCAUCAGGUAAGGGACCUGCUGCUAGCAGCCUUGGAAGGCCUGAAGGACAUCUCAGAAGCCCAGGGGAAGGACGCCGGGGAGAUGAUGCAGCUGGCUUCGGAGGUCAUGCUCAGCUCGGUGCUGGAGUGGUACCGCCACAGGGCGAUGGAGGUGAUCCCAGAAAUCAUGCAGGGCAUCUACAUGCAACUGAGCCACAUACAGGAGCCGCGGGCGCGUGAGGUAGCCCUGCUGCCCAUCUCCUUCCUGGCCAGCUCCUUCAUGACUGAGGUUGUGGUGGCUCUGCUCAUGUGCCCCCUGCCACUGGACAGCAAUGGGGCAGAGAUGUGGAGGCAGCUGAUCCUUCGAAAGCCCAGCUGUGACGUCCGAGACCUGCUGGAUCUGCUCCUGACUAGCCUGAAGGAGAAGCCUGUCACCAAGAAGGGUCGGGCCUCAAUCGUGCCCCUGGCGGCAGCCAGCGGCCUGUGCGAGCUCCUGUCCGUCAACAGCUGCGUUGGCCGCGUGAGGCGCAUCUACCCGCAGCUGCUCCUGGCCCUGCUCAUCCAGGUGCACUACCACAUCGGCUUCAACCUCCCGAGCCGCAUGGCUUCCCGGAAGGACUUCAGGGAUGACUCGCAGACUCCUGUCCUCGUACCUGUGCGCUGGAUGGUGAAGGUGGUGAAAACCCUGCUACUGAAAAUGGGCUGUUCUUAUGAGUCCAAGUUUCUGGAGGAGCAGGGUGGCUGGGAGCUCAUGGGCCAGGCGGAGAACCACUACAGGGGAGUGUCCCUGCUGGCAAGGGCCAUGGUGCACUACUCCUGCCAGGAGCUGUGUCGCAUCCUCUACCUGCUCAUCCCACUGUUGGAGAGGGGCGACGAUAAACACAAGAUCACAUGCACCGCCUUCUUUGUGGAGCUGUUCCGAAUGGAGCAGGUGCGUCGCAUCCCGGAGGAGUACUCCCUGGGGAGGAUGGUAGAAGGCCUGAGCCACCGUGACCCCGUCAUGAAUGUGCUGUCCAUCCGGGGCCUCGUCAUCCUGGCCCGUAGGACUGAGAAGAUGGCCAAGGUGCAGGCCCUGCUGCCCUCCAUGGUGAAGGGCCUGAAGAACAUGGAUGGGGUGCUGGUGGUGGAGGCUGUCCAUGACCUCAAGGCCGUCUUCAAGGAGCAGGGCAAGAAGCCAGUGGACAGCUCAGUCUAUGUGGAGCUGCUGCAGAUCCUGCUGCCUCACUUCAGCGACGAAAGAGAAGAGGUGCAGGUCUCCUGCAUCAACAUAUAUGGCAAAGUGGUUCAGAAGCUCCAGACGCCCCGCACCCAGGCCAUGGAGGAGCAGCUGACCAGGACGCUAAUGCCCCUGCUGCUCGUCAUGCAGGAGGGCAAUGCCAAGGUGGGCCAGAAAUGUGCGAAGACCCUGUUCCGCUGCUCUUGCUUCAUGAAUUGGGAUCUGCCAAAAAGGGCUUACAGCCAGAAGCCCUGGGACAACCAGCUACAGACGGUGGCCAAAAUUUGCAAGUAUCUCGUCAACUCUCAGAGAGAUAGCAUCUUCACAUUCCUCAGCCAGAGCCUGGAGUACGCCAAGAACCCACAGGCCUCCCUCCGGAAGUCUUCUGUCAUCUUCAUAGGGUCCCUGGUCCCCUGCAUGGAGAACAUCAUGACUGAAGAGUGGCUGAAUGAAGUGAAGGCCGCUCUGGGGAUCUUGAGACAUGAUCCAGAAGCAUCCGUGUGUAUCUAUGCAGCCCAGGCCCAGGACCACAUUAUGGCCAGUUGCUGGCGGAACUCUUGGCCACUGCCACAUGGAGAUUCAUGGGUGUGUGACCCAUCCAGUACACACCGCUGGAGCCCCAGCUGUGAGAACCUGCCCACUUCCCACCAGCGACGCUCCUGGAUCAUGCAGGCGCUGAGUUCCUGGAAGAUGUCUUUGAAACAGUGACAUAUCAAAACCCCCAGCCAGAUCAUUGCAAAUACCACGUGGUCAACCUCUCCUUCCAGAUGGCUUCCUCAUGAGAGAUACCCCGAGCCCCUGUGUAGCCCUCACUCUGACAAGUCUGUGAAAAGAGUAUGGCCUUCCUUUGUUGACUCACUUGACAUUUACAGAUGUGUGAGGGCUGUUUUGUUCGCUCUGUAUAACGGGAUACUGAGGCUCAGAGCAGUAAAGUGACUUGACC